Messenger RNA from Hydractinia symbiolongicarpus, 6476 nucleotides. RefSeq names its product A disintegrin and metalloproteinase with thrombospondin motifs 9-like. Gene Ontology annotation, biological process: extracellular matrix organization; proteolysis. Bases 821 to 6460 code for a protein of 1879 amino acids. The transcript has 28 exons. The record is from RefSeq and is a predicted model, not a curated record. Gene Ontology annotation, cellular component: extracellular matrix. Gene Ontology annotation, molecular function: zinc ion binding; metalloendopeptidase activity. NCBI's taxonomy places the organism in Eukaryota, Metazoa, Cnidaria, Hydrozoa, Anthoathecata, Hydractiniidae.
AUGCAAGUUAUAAAUGGAUAAACUUCUACGACUACACGACACCCUUAAGCCUCUAACGUAUGCCACCCCUCUUAUUUACUAGAGUUUUAUUGCGUUGUAGGGUGUACCCAAUAGAUAGGGUAAAACGGGGGCGUAAGUUGUAGCAAGGAUUACAUAACUAGAUUAGCAGCUUCCGGCUUAAACGACUCUUCGUUUAUGAAGCAUAAAUCAAACUAUAAAAAGUCAACUAUAAUUUCUUUGACUCGUCACGCUAAUAAUAACAAGAAGUAAACAAUCCGUCACGCCGGAUAUACAUAACGGUGUCGGGAUGUUUGUCAGUAAAAACGUAUAGUAUUUAAGCCGCAAAAAAUCCACGUUAUCGUCUUUAUAAUCGUGGUCGUGAAUUUUGGUGUGAAGGUUGAAAGUAUUGGAUUAUCAGCGUGACAAGAUAUUUAUCAUGACUCCUGAAUCAGUUGAAAAUAUUUCAUCAAGAUUUCUCAUCAUAUAGUGAAAUUGGUUGACGUGUGAUUGGUUGUUUGCAGAAUUCAAGGGGUGUUCCUAGGAGAUCUGGAAGAAAUCUUAUUAACAGUGAAAUAUACAUCUUGUCGAUUGCUGCUCUGUUAACAACGUUACGGCGAGUGAAGAGGAGAUUUUUGAACAACUCAAAUUUCCUGCCUUCGUCGUAAAGCGCAUAUUGAUAAGAAAAAAAUAUAAUUACGCAUAUUCAGCGUUGUUAUGCAGUAUACCUCAAGUUGUGGUUACAAUGGUACUAUUUCAUGGAUAUAAGUGGCGCGUGUAGAAGGUGUUUUUUUUGAACGAACGAUAUUAUAUAUAUACCGUUAUGCGCGAUAAUAUAUCACGAGUUUAUUUUAUCAUGACUUUAUCCAAAGAAAAGUUUGUUCGAGCCUUACUGAUACUGUUGUUACAACAUAUGAUAUGCUGGCAAUUAAUAGAUACAUCUGCUGCAAAUGACGGCUUUAAAAAAAUUACCGUUAUACCUAACGAACUUUCAUGUGAGCAGUUCAUCAAACGAACGCUACUUCUAAAUAGCGAUAUAUGUUCGAGAGAAAAUUACACGAACUCGAGUAAAGAGGGAAACAAUAAUAAUAGUAAUAAACUUAAUAAUAAAUUUAGAACUAGAUUUUAUGAAAUUAAAUCACCCUACAGAGACUUUUACAUAUUACUAAAUGAAUUCAAUCACGAGUUCUUGGCACCGAAUUUUCAAAUCGACGAGAGGUUCGGCGAUCUCUAUCAACAAACCACAACCGACGAAGAAGAAAGACAUUGUUUUUAUAAAGGACGGGUCAUCACCGAUGUCUCUUCCAGUGUAACUUUGAAUAUUUGUGGGGGAUUGCAAGGCAGAAUCGGAACGACAACGGGUGAUUAUUUUAUAACACCUACUAAAGUCAGUAUAUCCGAUGCGGUCGAACAUAUCUUAUACAUUCCGGAUGAAAAAUUGACAUCUGCGCGCAAACAUUCUUCGAGUUGCGGUAGCACAGAUGUUUAUAAAAACCAGCCUCAGAAAAUAAUCCAUAAUUUCGAGUUUACGUUUGGAAAAUCUGGCAACUUACAAUUAGUGCCCAUAACCUCUCGACAAAGAAGGGCAUUGUCUGUAAGGAGAUAUAUUGAAACAAUGGUAGUUGCUGAUGAGUCGAUGUAUAUACAUUAUGGUAAAAAAGAAGUAGAAUUACGGCGUUACCUGCUAUCUAUAAUGGCUAUCGUAACCAACAUUAUGAAAGAUAGUUCUAUUGGUAAUUCUUUAGAUGUAUCAGUUAUUAAACUUGUUAUAUUAAAGAAAAACCCGCCAAGUUUAAAGGUAACAUCUAAUGCAGCAAGGUCAUUAAAAAGGUUUUGCAAGUGGCAAAAAAGAGAAAAUAAGCCCAACGAUGAUAACCCAGAACACCAUGAUGCUGCAAUCCUGUUAACACAUAAAGAUUUGUGCUCUUCUUCUGGCAAAUGUGAUACUCUUGGUCUUGCUGAUCUUGGCAGUGUUUGUGAUCCAAUUCGUAGCUGUGCAAUUGUAGAAGAUAAUGGUUUGAGUGUUGCAUUCACAAUUGCUCAUGAACUAGGUCAUCUGCUAAAUGCUCCACAUGAUGGAAACAGCAAACAUUGCACUGAUAGUAACAUUCAUAUUAUGACACCCACUUUUAGCAUUAAUGCAAAGACAUGGACAUGGUCUAAAUGCAGUCGAAAACAUAUUACAAAUUUUUUGGAGUCAUCUCAGGCUCGUUGCUUACUUGAUAAACCUUCGCCGCAGUUUGAACAUCCUUUGCCUCGUAAAUUGCCAGGGCAAAUGUUUUCCAGAAAUGAGCAAUGUCAGCUUAUAUUUGGUAAAAAAUCGUAUAUUUGCCCGUUUAUGAGAUGUCGCCAGAUUUCAUGUGUACAUGUAACGAGAGGAAGGAAGUCGUGUCAAACAAAUAGUAUGCCAUGGCAAGAUGGGACACCUUGCUCAACAAAUUCGUGGUGCAUAAAAGGUGUCUGUGAAAAGAAGAAAAAGAUGAACCCAGUUCAUGGGAACUGGGGGAGUUGGGGACAAUUUAGUAAAUGUUCCAGACCAUGUGGUGGAGGAAUAAAAGUAGCAACUAGAGAAUGCAAUAACCCAAAACCUAAAUACGGUGGUAACUACUGUAUUGGACAAAGACAUGAUUAUAAAUCUUGCAAUACUAUGAAAUGUUCAGAUGAGAAAAUGUCAUUUCGCGCUAAACAAUGUAGAGCGUUUAAUGGUAAAGAUCUUGGAAUACAAGGAAUACAUGCAAAUACAAAAUGGGUUCCAAGAUAUGGUGAGGUUGCAAAAGAGGAUCAUUGUAAAUUGUUUUGUCAUGUACAAGGUUAUGGAAUAUACUACCAACUUGCUUCAAAAGUAAUUGAUGGGACAAAAUGUGAAAAGGGAUCCAAUGAUAUAUGUGUUGAUGGGGAAUGUAAGCCUGCAGGUUGUGAUAAUAUUUUGGGUUCGAAGGCAAAAUUAGAUAGUUGUGGAGUAUGCAAUGGAGAUAAUUCGACAUGUCGAACUUAUGCUGGUUAUAAAAACAGCACAAGUGCAGGCUACAAUUUUGUUGUGCAUGUACCAAGAGGAGCAAGUCAGUUAAAAGUGGUACAGAUAUCAGAUUCUGGAAAGCACGAUUCUGUAUUUUUAGCUCUACUUGACAAUCGACGGAAAAAUAUUUUUAAUGGUAAUUGGAUAGUAUCCCUUGGUAGAGGACGGUAUCAAUCAUAUGGUACAACAGUGUUUUAUUCUGGUCCCAAUGAAGUGAAAGAAACAAUAGAUGUUCCAGGAUUCUUAAAAACACCAUUAGAAAUCCAUGCAUUAAGCAUUGUCCCAAGCAAUUCUUCCAACAUACGUUAUUCAUACAAAUAUCCUAUUCGUGGAAAGCAGAAGUACAAAUGGAUGCUGAGCAAAAAAUGGAGUUCUUGUUUUCCCGUCUGUCAAGGCUAUCAGAUUCGCGAGUAUGAAUGCCAUCGUGAAAUUGACUCACAGAUUGUAUCUCACACCAAAUGUUCUGGCAGAAGACCACAAGGAAAACAUCGAGUUUGCAAUCAACAUUGUACAUUGACUUGGAAAGUAUCAAAAGAGGAAUGUAUGCCGAUAAACACUUGUGGAAAUGGUGUUCAGGAUCAAACAGUUCUUUGUGUGAAACACAGUAAGACUGGUACUGUCAAACAACUAUCGCAUCAUGAGUGUCACAAAGCAAAAAUAGGGAAAAUGCCACCAAGGGAAAUUCCAUGUUUUUCUCCAUGCACCAGAGUUCGAUGGGUUUACACCUCAUGGAGUAAGUGUAACCAAAGUUGUGAUGGUGGCACACAGAACCGCACUGCAUUGUGUAUUGACCAAAAAACCAACUCCACAUUAAAAGAUAAAAAAUGUAAACACACAGAUAGAGCAAUUUUGGUGAAGUCGUGUAACACACACACAUGUCCAAAGUGGCACACUGGUGCUUGGACUGGGGUGUGCUCAGUGACGUGUGGCCGGGGAUAUGUAGAAAGACUGGUCUACUGCGUGGUUGCAGGAAAACGAGUCAGUGACAAAAAGUGCAAGGAAGUGAAAAAACCUGGCCAAACAAGACCUUGUCUCAUGAGCCCAUGCGCAACAUGGAAAGCAAGGGCGUGGUCAAGGUGUUCAAAGUCAUGCGGAGGAGGGUAUCAAAUUCGGGAAGUGUAUUGCGAAACUGGUGCGGGUGAGAACGUCCCUGACGAUGAAUGCAAUAUUAAGGACAAGCCUGACAAUCGAAGAAAAUGUUUCGAGAAAGCAUGUCAGCUCAAUGUCAAGCUUGUAUUUAAGAAUCCUAAAGAGACGAAUGUCCUCACACGUGUCAGAUGGAUGGCGGAAACCUGGGGAGAGUGCUCAAAAUCUUGCGGCAAAGGAAUUCGGGAACGUGUUGUUGCAUGCAUGUCUAACAAUGGGAUCCUCAAAGAAUCAAAAUGUAGCGCAUCCAGAAAGCCUGUUACAAAAGAAUUCUGCAACGUCUUCUCGUGUCCUUUCUGGAGACACGGGGCAUGGAGUAAAUGCACAAAACCUUGCGGUGGUGGUACUCAAACACGAUUAGUGCUGUGUGGUUACAACGGAACUAUAGUGACAGACGAAUGGUGCGUAUUAGAUGGGAAGCCAAAAGAAAGACGAUACUGUAAUCUAAUUGAUUGUAAGCCUACUGGCGAUUCCUCUAUUAUGGUGAUUUCACCUGUGUCGACUGGCUGGAGAGCUGGGGAAUGGUCUAAAUGUUCUGCAUCUUGUGGUGUCGGCGUGAAGAAAAGACGUGUUCGUUGCAUCAGCGAAGAAAAGAAUUGUCCGGUUGUUUUUAAACCAAAAGAAAUCCUUACCUGCAACAGCGGAACAUGUCCCGGAUGGAAUUAUGGGCAGUGGACGCCGUGUUAUGCUGACGAGGAAUGUGGCAAAGGUUGGCAAGCCCGACUUGUAGUAUGUCAAAUGGAUAAUGGUAGUAUUUUACCCAACAAUGCUUGCCAUUUUCGAUAUAAACCUGUAAAUAAUAAAACCUGCGAGUUAGAACCGUGCAAGAGAAAUGCAGUUUGGUCUACAACACCAUGGCAACCUUGUAAUGUGCCGUGUGGAGUUGGAGAACAAUUUCGUUAUAUAUCUUGUGAAGACCGUAAACAAAAGAGACUUCCCGACUCGGAUUGUCUCGCAUACGAAAAAAGACCAGUACAAAGAAAAACUUGUAGACGUUCACUGUGUCCUAAAUGGGUUGCUGGAGACUGGGGCGAGUGUGACACUUUGUGCUACCACCGUCGUACUGUUCGAUGCAUGCGUGGUCAAGAGUACCUCAAUGACAAUCAAUGCAAAGUCGACCUAAAACCCCUCGAAGAAAAGGAGUGCUCGAAUGAAAAUUGUGUUCGUUUGCCAACAUUUAAAUGGAGACCAGGUCAGUGGUCACCGUGUAGUUCCACAUGUGGCUAUUCGUUGCGUUCAAGAAGAGUGAUUUGUAUUAACGAAAGAGAACUUGCUGUGCACGAAUCGCAUUGUACUGAGGAGAAGCCAAAGCAUAUCGAGCAAUGUUUUGAAGGACCUUGUCCUCCAAAAUGGGUUAGCAGACCAUGGUCAGAGUGUUCAGUGACUUGUGGAAAUGGUGUCCAAUCACGUGACGUUGAUUGUGAAGAUCCAACUGGUUUAAAAACCAAAGAUGAAGCUUGUCGAUCAACUGCAAGACCUUCACGUACGCGACCAUGUAGUAGAGGACAUUGUGGAGAUAAAUACCGUUGGGUGGCGAGCAGUUGGACGGAAUGUUCGCGAUCAUGUGGUGUUGGUGAGAUGAGACGUGGUGUGCUGUGUUACAACAGUCACAAUGUGACGCAACAUCACAGCAAGUGCGUGACCGACGAUAUGCCACCUAAUAUGAAAGUAUGCAAUACACAUAAUUGCCCGUUUGCGUCAUGCCGCGAUAUUAAAGUCAAUCUUAAUGUUAAAUUCGAUGGUGAACAGACCUUACAUGUUGGAAAUCAGUCACUUAUUGUUUACUGCGAAGGCAUGCAUAGACACAACCCUAAGGAAUACAUUACUCUUAAAACCGAUCCUAAAGAAAAUUUUGCUGAAAUAUACGGAAAAAGAUUGACUGAUUCAAAGCAGUGUCCCAAUGGAGGAGAGCGUCAAAGCCCAUGUAAAGAUUGUGUUGAUUACACAGCAUCUGGUGUCACCUUUUUUAAGAAAGUUCGUUUUGAUGUUAAAAGAGUGGCCAUAGUUCCGGAAGAUAAAACAUUUGCUGAUCAAUUUGGUCGAAAUCCGCCUGGUUUCGCCACAGCUGGUGAUUGCUACAGCGGCGCACAAUGCCCACAAGGUCGUUUCAUGGUCAACCUAGAGGGAACGGGUUUACGUGUAGCAGGGAAUGUCAAGUGGACAUCAAGAGGAUAUCAUACGUCACAAAAAAUCAGGAGAUUUAAGGAAGGACAAGUGAUUGAGGGAAAGUGUGGAGGCUACUGUGGGGUGUGUUCUCCGGAUUAUUACGACGGACUUAAAGUUGAAAUCGUAACUAGGUGACGCUAACCUUAAAUAG